This is a messenger RNA of Bombus pyrosoma, 1122 nucleotides long. Its product is annotated as glutamic acid-rich protein-like. Lineage: Eukaryota; Metazoa; Arthropoda; Insecta; Hymenoptera; Apidae. Bases 664 to 897 code for a protein of 77 amino acids. The record is from RefSeq and is a predicted model, not a curated record. The transcript is spliced from 2 exons.
GUCGAUUGAUGAUGGAUGAAAACCGACUCAACUGAUAAUGGAUAAAGAUCGAUACAACUGAUGAUGAUUGACGACCAACUCAACUAAUGAUGGAUGAAGACCAGAAUUAUUCCAUAAAAACAUUUGCAAUACGUGACAUUUUGGAACCCGAAAGAAUUGACCCUGAACCUCAAAGAUCUGCAGGUGUAUGAAUAAAAUUUCUCUAAAUCUUCAACCUUCAAGUAACGAAGCGAUAAAUCAGAUACAUGAAGUGACUAAUAACGUCUUUGACUUUGCGAAGGAUGCAAAGAAUGAAAUUAAAGGCAUGAAAUUAAUACUAUAUAAUACCCAGAAUAGUACAGAAACGAUGUUUCGAUAUAUUACAGUUACACUACUCUUAUUAAGGUAGAUUUUUAUGGAUUAUUUUAUUCGUGAAAAUAAAUAUCAUUGUUUCUACUAUGUUAUAUUUCGAUUUCAAAUUAAAUGAGAUACUUUUCUAACAAUAUGUUUUCUCCUUUGGCAAAACUUUCUAAAUUUUCGAAGCAUUCUAAAAAAUUCUCAAAAAUUCAACGUAGCACCUUGUUUCAAACCUUUCAUCGUAGAUAUCCUUCAUUUAUCAAACAAUAAUUGUUUUAACUUCAUUGUUUGCUAUUUUAUUUAUCUUCCUAAAUAUUUUUUAUUAAAAUGCUUAUUAAACAUCUAACGGAAAAGAUUGAAACCGAAGAACCACCACGUUUUGAAGCGGGUGAAGUACCAGAAGAAGCAGAAGAAGAGCCUGAAGAAGAGCCAACGGAAGAUGAAUUGCCCGAAGAAGAGAUUGUUCCUGUAGAAGACGUGCGAAGGCCAGAUGAAAUGGGGGAAGAGGAUGAGAAAGAAGAAGACGAGGAUGAAGUAGAAACUGCAGAUGUAGGUCAUUAAGAAGACGAAUACAAAGUUGACGAACCUGUACGUGCUCCAAUAACUCCUGGGUAUGCCACAGAAGACGAAACUGAUGUAGAACAAGAUGAAGGCGAUGAGGAUGAAGCAUACGCAGUUCCAUAGUGAACAGCCCUCGACUUUGUGUAAAUACGGUGAAUAAAAUUUGUAUAUUUGCGAGGCUUAAAAUAACAUUCAAAUAAAUUACCUUCUAAAUAAUUUGGAAUU